AUGACGAAAGAUCACGGUUUUGCCGAAGUCAAGCGACGCAAGGUUUCUUCAGUCAACAUCACUCGUCGACUGUUAGCCUGGGAGUCAGAAAAGAAGAGGCAGAAUGAAAGACUUUUCAACUCGAACGAGUCCAAAACGAUCGAUGUUCUUAUUGACGGCUCGGUCAGACAAAGUGCCGUGGGUAUUACCCCAUAUGAAUUCGCCAAAAGUGUCUCUCACGAGCUAGCAGACAAUUCGAUUGUAGCUCUAGUCAAUUCUCGGGAUCUAUACGACAUGAAUAGGCCUCUUUAUGACUCUUGUACCUUGGACUUCUUGCCGAUUUCAACGAACCGUGAUUCCACGACCAUGGACAUCUUCUGGCAUUCAACAGCGCACGUGCUUGGAUUGGCACUCGAAACGAAAUAUGGUGACGAUGUCUUGUUAUGUGAUGGACCAGCACUGACACAGGGAGGCUUCUUUUACGAGUUUCUUUUGGCCGAAGAUGGAUAUAGUCAAAAAGAAUUAUGUAACAAUGGUUCUUUACGUGAAAUGAUCUCGAGGCUUAUCAGGUCUUUGAAGAUCAGAAUUCUUCAGGAGAACGAUUUACCUGACAUUCUAGCUAUCAUGAAGGAAUGUGUCACGAAAAAAUAUCCCUUCGAGAGAAUGCUUGUUACUAAAGAUGUUGCAGUUGAAUUCUUUUCCACCAACCCAUUUAAACUGCAUUACAUAUCGCAAAUCUCCGAGAACGAACCGAUUUCGCUUUAUCGAUGCGGUUCGUUUAUUGAUCUUUGUCGUGGACCACAUAUUCCGCAUACUGGAUUUCUUGGUGCCAUCGAAUUAUUAAAUUGCACGACCGCAUAUUGGACACCUGAUCUAGCGUAUGACAACACUUCUCCGCAGUCCAUCAACCGGGUUUACGGGAUAUCAUUCCCUGGUGACAAAGACCUUGGUAUUUGGAAGAAAAGUCGCGAAGAAGCCCAAAAACGUGAUCACCGAUUAAUAGCAAAAUCUCAACAACUUUAUCUCAUUCAUCCCUGGAGUCCAGGUUCCGUGUUUAUGCUUCCCCAUGGAACUCGUAUAUUUCAAAAGUUACAAAACUAUAUUCGACUUAAAUACAGAGAAUUCGGAUUUGAAGAAGUAAUGACACCAGUUAUUUACAAGAAAGACUUAUGGGAAAUGUCGGGACAUUGGCAGAAUUACCGAAAUGAAAUGUAUACAGUUCGACACGCUUCUGAACGGGAUUUUGUGGAGAACGAAGAAGGAACAUACGGUUUGAAGCCAAUGAAUUGUCCAGGACAUUGUCUAAUUUUCGACAGUACGCCAAAAUCAUACCGCGACCUACCGGUAAGGAUUGCAGAUUUUGGAUCAUUACACAGAAAUGAAACCUCGGGUGCUUUAUCAGGCCUUACCAGAGUUCGCCAAUUCCAUCAAGAUGAUGCACACAUUUUUUGUGAGAAAUCGCAGAUCUUUGACGAGAUUUUGGCUUCACUAACUUUCAUUGACUGUGUAUAUCGUGAUUUUAAAUUUCCACAUUACCAAUUACUAUUAUCCACCAGAUCUGACAGUAAAUACAUUGGUGAGAUUUCCGAGUGGGAUGCAGCUGAGGAUGCACUGAAAAAGGCCUUGAAUACAGUAGGAAAAAGUUGGACGGUUAACCCGGGAGAUGCUGCCUUCUAUGGACCAAAGAUAGAUGUUAUGGUUGAAGACGCUCUUCAUCGGAUGCAUCAAACGGCGACCAUUCAAUUGGAUUUCCAACUUCCCCAAAGAUUUGGACUAAAGUACGUUGAUAGAAAUGGUGCAGAACAAACUCCUGUGAUGAUACACCGUGCUAUUUUAGGAUCCGUCGAACGCAUGAUGGCAAUUCUUAUUGAACAUACAGGCGGAAGGUGGCCAUUUUGGUUAAACCCUAGACAGGCCAUUGUCAUUCCGGUUGGGGGUCCAAAAUUUUUUGAUUAUGCGCAAAAAGUGCGACAAUCGCUGAUAACGGGAACCGAACACCCUACAACGAGUCCCAAAGAAUCUUUUAAAAAUGGUAAAGGUACAGAUAACGAUGGUGUUAGGAUCUUUAAACAGGGAUAUCGGCAUUUUGUCGAUAUCGACCUUUCGUCGAAAUCGUUAAACAAAAUGAUUAAAACCGCGCAAUUGGCGCAAUAUAGUUUCAUCUUGGUCGUCGGAGAAAAAGAAAGAGACUCACGGACAGUCAAUGUUCGUCAAAGAGACGAAAUAUGUGAAACGCGAGUUGAAGACUCGCAAGAAGAAUUACUAAGAUGGAUUAAAAAAACUCUCAAAAAAAUUCAACAGGCAAAUAAAGAUACCCUCGAGAAGGGCGAAAAUAAUAAUAACCACACACCUGAUGAAAAUAAUGAAACUUUAAAUGAUACCGCGAAUAAUGUCCAGAGAAGGCGAGAGAAACUUGAAAGCUUGGAGGGAAAAUUAAUUGAACUGCAAGGUAUCAUUGAGAAAACCUUUUCGGAAUCAUCGCUUAAGAAAUUAUUCGAACUGGAACAUUUUCAAUCAAUCGAGCAUCCUCAAACAUUUUUACCACCAUCAUCUGCAACGAUUGACAAUGAAAUCAUUCAAGAUCCUCCUUUUGCUUCCACUUUUGCCUCGGAACGGGAGUUUAUGGAUCAUGAGCUUUCCUCACCUAAUCACCAAGAUUUCAAAGACAACCGAGAGCUGCGAAAGCAGUUGUUGAAGAAGAUCAAAUCCAAUAAAACCAAGAUUCGUGAAUUGGAGGAAUCAAUUAAGCGUGCUAACAG
Messenger RNA from Acaulospora colombiana, 2738 nucleotides. The record is from the annotation of a GenBank genome assembly. NCBI's taxonomy places the organism in Eukaryota, Fungi, Glomeromycota, Glomeromycetes, Diversisporales, Acaulosporaceae.